UUUACAACACUGCAUCGACCAUCUGAUAACAAAACAAAUGAGUUUUAUUCUCGAAUUAAUUACCUCAUUUGUGCGCAAAAUGCUGGAGCUGCUGACAUUUGGGGGUAAGACAUUGACAAACACGCUUAAAAUCUAUGUAAAAACAAACACUGGCCGCACGCUGACGGUGAACUUGGAGCCGCAGUGGGACAUCAAAAAUGUGAAAGAAUUGGUGGCUCCGCAGCUGGGACUGCAGCCGGAGGAGGUGAAAAUCAUAUUUGCCGGCAAAGAGCUAAGUGAUGCAACCACCAUAAUGCAAUGCGAUCUGGGCCAGCAAAGUACAUUGCACGCAAUUCGCAUGCGACCGCCCACUAUACAGCGGGAGAAACUUCUUUCCAUGUCGCUCGAGGAGGAGGAGCCCACAGGGACACCAACCGAAGAAGCCUCCAAGCCGCUUAACGAAACCCUGCUGGAUUUACAGCUGGAGAACGAUGAGCGACUAAACAUCACCGACGAAUAUCGAGUCCGUGCCAAGGCCCACUUCUUUGUGCACUGCGGGCAGUGCGAUAAGUUGUGCAACGGCAAGCUCCGAGUACGCUGCUCGCUCUGCAAGGGAGGCGCCUUCACAGUACAUCGCGAUCCCGAGUGCUGGGAUGAUGUUCUCAAGCCCCGACGCAUACCCGGACACUGUGAGAGCCUGGAGAUCGCCUGUGUUGACAAUGCGGCUGGCGACCCGCCCUAUGCCGAGUUCUAUUUCAAGUGCGCUGAGCACGUCUCGGGCGGAGAAAAGGACUUCGCGGCGCCACUUAAUUUAAUUAAAAACAAUAUCAAAGAUGUGCCCUGCCUGGCAUGCACGGAUGUAAGUGAAACUGUUUUGGUCUUCCCCUGCGCUGCCCAGCACGUCACCUGUAUUGACUGUUUUCGGCAAUAUUGCCGUUCGCGUCUCGGCGAACGCCAGUUCAUGCCCCAUCCGGACUUCGGCUACACUCUGCCUUGUCCUGCUGGCUGUGAGCACUCAUUUAUUGAGGAAAUCCAUCACUUUAAGCUGCUGACACGCGAGGAGUACGAUCGGUAUCAGCGAUUUGCCACAGAGGAGUAUGUGCUGCAGGCUGGCGGCGUGCUCUGCCCACAGCCGGGAUGCGGCAUGGGAUUGCUCGUGGAGCCCGACUGCCGCAAGGUGACCUGUCAAAAUGGCUGUGGUUAUGUGUUCUGUCGCAACUGCCUGCAGGGCUAUCAUAUUGGGGAUUGUCUGCCCAACGGGGGCAGUACCAGUGCCCCCAACUCCUGCGAGUACGCCGUGGACCCGAAUCGCGCGGCCGAGGCUCGCUGGGAGGAGGCCACCAACGUCACCAUCAAAGUCAGUACCAAGCCCUGUCCAAAGUGUCGAACCCCCACUGAGCGCGAUGGCGGCUGCAUGCACAUGGUCUGCACACGCGCUGGCUGCGGCUUCGAGUGGUGCUGGGUCUGUCAGACGGAGUGGACCCGUGACUGCAUGGGCGCCCACUGGUUUGGCUGAGGAUUCACCAAGUGCAUCCUUGAUCUGCGUUUAUUUCGUGUUUCGUUUGUUGACUAUUUCUAAAUUUCCGACCUUUCGAGUACGAGUAAAAAUUGUUUGCUAGCAGAGCA
Messenger RNA from Drosophila pseudoobscura, 1605 nucleotides. It is a transcript of the gene park, whose product is annotated as E3 ubiquitin-protein ligase parkin. Gene Ontology annotation, biological process: negative regulation of protein phosphorylation; ubiquitin-dependent protein catabolic process; protein polyubiquitination. Gene Ontology annotation, cellular component: endoplasmic reticulum; mitochondrion; ubiquitin ligase complex. The record is from RefSeq and is a predicted model, not a curated record. The transcript has 6 exons. NCBI's taxonomy places the organism in Eukaryota, Metazoa, Arthropoda, Insecta, Diptera, Drosophilidae. Bases 38 to 1495 code for a protein of 485 amino acids. Gene Ontology annotation, molecular function: ubiquitin protein ligase activity; zinc ion binding; ubiquitin conjugating enzyme binding.